This is a messenger RNA of Vittaforma corneae ATCC 50505, 1050 nucleotides long. RefSeq lists its product as uncharacterized. The record is from RefSeq and is a predicted model, not a curated record. The coding region runs from base 1 to 1050 and encodes 349 amino acids. NCBI's taxonomy places the organism in Eukaryota, Fungi, Microsporidia, Nosematidae. The transcript has a single exon.
AUGAACGAGGAGUUACCGUUUGAACAUAAACCAUCAAAAGAGCCCAUCAGUCUAUCAGAACCGACAACUUUUGAAGUACUCUGGAAUGCUGCUUCUGAAAUAUUAAAAAGUCUAGGCAACUUUCUUUAUAGUUUAUACCCUUUUAUUUUGAGCCUUAAAGAGGAUCUCCAAAAAUUCUUCCAAGAGUACUAUAAACUACUAAAAGACCAGUACAACAAUUACAAAAGCUAUUUAAAUGAAGACAAUAGAAAGGAGUUUGCCGAGGCUAUACUCAGAAAAGAGCCAAAGCCAAGCUACCAUGACUAUUUACCAGAACCAUUUGUCUCUCUCAGUGGUGUAAUCUUCCUUUUCUUCUUCGUUUCAUAUUUCUUUUCUUACGUUUGGUAUAAUACUUGGAUAGACGCAGUCGUUCGCAUUUCCUACCCCAUGUUCUCUACUCCUUUGAUCUUUUUACUAAUUGGCGAUGCUCUCGAAGAAUUCUACCUCAGAAAUGAAAAUAUUAGUUACAUGUCAUGCACCAUUCUAAAUGGAUCAUUCAAGUUUAGACUCUGCGUUAUACUUCAUCUGAUUAGUCUAUGCUUAUACGUUGGAAAGUUUGGACAGGCAGGUAAUCUAAGAAAGAUGUAUUUUAUACCUAAUUGCUUCAUUCUUUGCUAUGUCUUAUACCUGUAUUAUAGCUUGUAUCUUGUUAGCUUGUUUGACAGACGCGGUUAUAUUACAAUACUAUUCUUAUUCCAGCACAAUACAACACGUCUAAAUCUAUUACAAGCCGUGGUCAUAUUUGGUGCGAUACUUCUUGUCAUGGUUAUGGGCAGAGUUAUAACGAAUUUCCUGUUGAUCCCCUAUAUUAAUAUAUGCAGGGACAAUUCAAAAGCCAAUGCCGAGGCCGAACAUAAAGAAAAAGAAAACAAGGAUAAAAAGGACAAGGAGGACAAGGAAAAACUCAAAAUUGACCAAGACAAAGUUAAGAAGGCAAGGAAAGCAAGCGAAGACAAUGUGACGGAGUUCUUAGAAAGACUAAAAAAGCAGUCUGACAACAAGGAAAAAUAA